Triticum turgidum subsp. durum (durum wheat) is the source of this 3336-nucleotide messenger RNA. The record is from the annotation of a GenBank genome assembly. Lineage: Eukaryota; Viridiplantae; Streptophyta; Magnoliopsida; Poales; Poaceae.
AUGGCGAAUUCCAUGGUGCCAACGCUGCUACAUCGCCUAGUUCUUGCAUUGCUCCUCCUGCUGCUGCCUCUCCUUAAUUCCGGGCAAGCCGAGGGCCGCGCCACGCCUGCAGCAGCAGCACGCCGCGGCACUUCGCUAAGAUCCCAAGCUGGGGCGCUUCUCCACUGGAAAUCAUCCAUCAAGUACUCCUCCAAGCACCAGCUGGGAACCUGGGGAGACGACGGCAUGUACCCGUGCAACUGGACCGGCAUCACCUGCGGGGACACUCUGUCAAGCAGAGGAACCAUGGUGAAGGUCAUCACAGGAAUUUCCCUUGAUGGUGCCAGCAUUGCAGGGCGACUGGACAAACUGAGAUUCCAGUCGCUCCCUUACGUUGUCAACCUCGAUCUUAGCGACAACUACCAUCUCUCCGGUGCCAUCCCUCCAGGCAUCGGCUCUCUUUCCAUGCUUUCCACCCUCAACUUCUCUGGUGAUCAGCUCAGCGGGCACAUACCUGCAUCAUUCUGCAACCUUGGACAGCUCACAGGGAUGGACCUCUCCAGCAACAAUCUCACCGGACAAAUCCCUCCUGCUUUAGGUAAUCUCUCAAGACUUGGUUUUCUUUAUCUACGUGGGAAUAGGCUCUCGGGUAACAUCCCCUGGCACCUCGAACAGCUUCAGAACAUGAGAGAGAUGGAUUUGAGCCUUAAUGACAUUUCUGGCCAUGUACCUUCCGCCCUUGCAAACCUGACCAACCUCGACUAUCUGGACCUUUCUGAUAAUCGUCUGUCAGGACCCAUACCUAAAGAACUAGGACACAUCCAAACCCUGCAAGAACUACACUUGGAGAAAAACAAUCUGAGCGGCACAAUUCCGCCCUCCCUUGGUAACCUGACAGUGCUCACAUACCUGACAGCAUAUCGGAACCAAUACACUGGUCCAAUACCGGCAGAGUUUGGGAUGCUCUCGAGCUUGAUUGGGUUGGACUUGUCAGAUAACCAUUUGACCGGCCCUGUUCCUUCUAGUGUUGCUGGAAAUCUUACUUCAGUGACCUAUUUUUCUCUUUUUGGUAACCACAUAACCGGAUCCAUCCCUCAUGAGUUUGGGAAUCUCGUGAAUCUGGAAACCCUUGCCCUCUCGGACAAUUUGAUAGUUGGAUCAGUGCCAUCAAGUAUUGGGAACAUGUCUUCACUCAAACAAUUAAUAAUACAUAACAAUAGUAUCUCCGGGGAAUUGCCGACCGAGUUUGGAAAUUUGCUAAAUUUGGAGUAUCUUAUGUCCUAUGAAAACCAAUUGUCCGGCUCAAUCCCUCCAAGUUAUGGAAAAUUGGUCAAGAUGACACAAAUGCGACUGUUCAACAACCAGCUCUCCGGCCCUGUGCCUCCAGCACUGUCCAACCUUACCAAUUUAGUCGUCAUUGCACUGGAUGACAACCAGCUGAUCGGACACUUGCCAGAUUUGUGCCAAAGUAAAAAGCUACAGGUUUUACAAGUUCAUAACAACAAUCUAGAUGGUCCUGUCCCAAAAAGCUUGAGGGAUUGCAGUUCAUUAACAUCGCUCAUGAUCGCCAAUAAUUAUAUUGAGGGAAACAUAACUGAAGCAUUUGGUGUGUAUCCACACCUCGAUACGAUCAAUUUAUCUUCAAAUAGAUUUGUUGGGCAGCUCUCGCCGAAUUGGGGCUCAUGUCAAAACUUGACAAGUAUUAAUUUUGCACACAAUAUGAUAGAAGGCAGUAUACCUUCUGAGGUUGGGGUGCUGAAAAAUCUUGGAAAGCUUAAACUGAGUUUCAAUAGGUUGACCAGUGAGAUACCACCGGAAAUUGGCAAGUUAAGCAACCUCUAUUGGAUGGAUUUAAGAAACAAUCAACUAUCUGGCCAGAUCCCUAAGCAAAUCGGCCAACUUAGCAAUCUUGAGAUUCUUGAUUUCUCAAGCAACCUGUUGAGCGGUAAAGUGCCAGAAGAGAUGGGAAAUUGUUUGAAACUGCAGUCAUUACAUAUGAAUAACAACAGCCUUAGUGGAAGUCUUCCUGGUAGUUUGGGCCAUUUAGCUUCCCUGCAAAGAAUGCUUGAUCUUAGCAUGAAUAGUCUCAGCGGACCAAUACCGUCAGAACUCAGCAACCUAGAGAUGCUGAUGUAUGUAAACUUCUCACACAAUCAAUUCAGUGGUGCAAUCCCUGCCUCCAUUGCAAGCAUGCAAAGCCUAUCAAUAUUUGAUGUUGCAUAUAACCUCCUUGAAGGCACUGUCCCAAAUGGGAUCCAGAAUGCAUCAGCUGAAUGGUUUCUCCACAACAAAGGUCUUUGUGGAGACCUUGUUGGACUGUCUCCUUGUGAUUUGCCCCCUGCAGAUCAUAGGCGAAAGCACCAAAAGAUUAUACUACCAGUCAGUCUAACUAUGUUUGUCGCUACUAUUUCAAUAACAGCAGGUGUGAUAGCCUUUAUGAUUUGCCGCAAGAAAGUACCUCAAAAUACUGAUGAUGUGAGCAAAAGGGAUGUAUUCUCUGUAUGGAGCUUUGAUGGCAGAAUAGCAUUUGAAGAUAUUAUCAAUGCAACUGACAAUUUCGAUAAGAAACAUUGCAUUGGAGAGGGAUCAUACGGCAGUGUUUAUGAAGCAAAACUUCAAGAUGAACAAGUGGUCGCAGUAAAGAAACUCCAUGCAGGCGAUGAAGAGGCACAAGAUGAAGAAAGAUUCCGGCAUGAGAUUGAAAUGUUAACAACAAUUCGCCAACGCAGCAUCGUCAAGCUAUAUGGAUAUUGUUCUCAUCCGCGGUUCCGGUUCCUUGUGUGCCAGUUUAUACAGAGAGGAAAUCUAGCUUCAACCUUAAGAAAUGAAGAACUAGCAAUCCAGUUCCACUGGCAAAGGAGGACAGCUUUAAUAAGAGAUCUGGCUCAAGCCAUCGCUUACCUCCAUCAUGAUGUUCACCCACCCAUAAUUCAUCGAGACAUCACAAGCAGAAACAUCUUACUAGAUACUGAUUUCAAAGCAUUUGUCUCGGACUUCGGUAUUGCAAGAAUGUUAAAACCUGAUUCGUCAAACUGGAGUGCACUAGCAGGGACCUACGGCUACAUAGCACCCGAAUGUUCCUACACUUCCCUAGUUACAGAGAAAUGUGAUGUAUAUAGCUUUGGCGUUGUGGUGCUUGAGGUGUUGAUGGGCAAACACCCUGGAGAUUUGCAGGCUUUUCAUUCUUCACUCGAGGACCAGUUUCUACUGGAAGAAAUUUUGGACAAACGACUUCCACAACCCGAAGCUGGGGAGGAAGAAGUGAGACGGUGCAUCUCCGUGGCAUUUGAGUGCCUAACUCCUUCACCCAAAGAAAGGCCAACUAUGCUGAAAGUUUAUCGAGAUCUUUCCAUCUGA